Messenger RNA from Equus quagga, 3215 nucleotides. Its product is annotated as guanylate cyclase 2G-like. Lineage: Eukaryota; Metazoa; Chordata; Mammalia; Perissodactyla; Equidae. Gene Ontology annotation, biological process: cGMP biosynthetic process; receptor guanylyl cyclase signaling pathway; protein phosphorylation. The record is from RefSeq and is a predicted model, not a curated record. Gene Ontology annotation, cellular component: membrane. Gene Ontology annotation, molecular function: guanylate cyclase activity; peptide receptor activity; ATP binding.
AUGGCUCCCAGGACAGGUGCUGGGGCUCCACUCACAUCUGGGCUCUGUUUGGGCGUUGAAUGCCAUGCUACCCACCGAACAGUGCUUCUGACUCUCUUUGUCAGUGUGCUGGUGACUUGGCUUGAGGCUGCUAAACUCACUGUGGGCCUUCAGGCCCCCUGGAACAUUUCCCAUCCAUUCAGUGUGCAAAGGCUGGGUGCGGGCCUCUAGAUUGCCCUGGACAAGAUCAACUCCGAGCCCGCGGACCUUGGAAAGUUCAGCUGGGAGUUCGCUUAUACCAACUCAGCCUGUGGUGCCAAGGAGUCUCUUGCUAUUUUUACCAACCAGGUCCAGAGAGAACAAAUUUCUGCCCUGUUUGGACCAGCAUGCCCAGAAGCAGCAGAGAUUAUUGGUUUGCUGGCCUGUGUGUGGAACAUCCCCAUGUUUGACUUUGUUGGACAAACAGCAAAACCGGAAAAUGACUUCUUGUAUGACACCUAUGUGAAACUCGUGCCCCCCAUGCACAAAAUUGGUGGUGUGCUCCAGAAAAGCCUCUGAUACCUGGGCUGGAAACACAUCGGGAUGCUGGGAGGUCACUCUAGGACUUCCUCCUGGGAUGGAGUGGAUGAGUUGUGGAGGGUUGCAGAGAAUGAACUCAGGUCCCAUUUCACCAUCACUGCCAGUGUGAGAUACACCAACAAUGAUCGAGCCCUCCUCCAGGAGAAUCUUAGGAGCAUGUCAGCAACUACCAGGGUUAUCAUCUUAAUCUGCAGCUCAGAGGAUGCCCAAAUUAUUCUGCUGGCUGCAGAGAAGCUGGGACUCAACACAGGAGAAUUUGUCUUCAUUAUUUUGCAGCAGUUGGAGGACAGUUUUUGGAAGGAGGUAUUGACAAAUGGGAAGGUGAUGCACCUCCCCAAAGUCUAUGAGUCAGUGUUUCUCAUCGCUCUCAGCUCCCACGGAGAAGGCCCUGGAGGUGAAGGCUUCCGAACACACUACCAAAGGCUGUGGGGGCCGCCAUUCCACAGCGCCAUCCCCGCAGAGGAGCAGGUGAGCCCUUCCUCUGCCUACCUUCACGACACCAUCCGGCUCUAUGCUCAGACCGUGAGGGAGAUGAUCCAGGCUGGAAGAGAUUUCCGGGAUGGGCGGCAGUUGGUCGGCACUCUGAAAGGUUCCAAUCAGACUGCACUGCAGGGAAUCACUGGCCCCGUGUUUUUGGACUCCCGGGGAGAAAGGUGCAAGGAUUACGCGGUCUAUGCCAUACAGAAAUCGGGAAACCGGUCCCUCUUCCUUCCCAUCCUUCAAUAUGACAGCUACCAGAAAGUGAUCAGACCCGUGAGGAAUUUCUCCAUUAUCACUUGGCCUCAUGGCUCCCUUCCUGAAGACAGACCUGGCUGUGGAUUUUACAAAGAGCUCUGUGAAGCUGAGCCGGCUUUUACAGGUCAGUGUGGGCUCUUAGAUAUGACUGCUGGGAUCCUCACGAUGACCCUUCUUAUCACUGUCUUGGAAGCUGUCAUCAUAGGUCUGAUUUUGAGGAUGCAGAGGGGAAAACUGCAGAGGCAAAAUAAAGACAUUUGGUGGCAAAUCAAUUAUGAUGACAUCACCAUUCUGCCCCAGAACAAGCUGUCCCAGAGAAGCUCACCUGUGUCAAGAGUGAACAACAGUAAUUCGUCUAGUGUGAUGAUUUCUAGGAACUUCAGCUCCUUUGUCAAGAGCCAGCAUGGGGAAGAGCUCUUUUAUGCCCUAGUAGGCUUGCUCCAGGGAAACUAUGUGGCCAUCUGCCAUGUCGGUGACCAAGCAGAAGCCUGGGUCAGGAAGCUGUCUGUGCUGCAGGAAAUCUGGCAGGGCAUGCAGUUCCUCCACAGGAACCCGCUGGGGUCCCACGGCAAUCUGAAGCCUUCCAACUGCCUGGUGGACGCUCAGAUGCAGGUGAAGCUGUCGGGAUUUGGGCUGUGGGAACUCAAGUACGGCUGGACAUAUAGAACAUAUAAUGAGAAAGCCACAGACCAGAGUGAGCUCUAUGGGACGGCCCCAGAGCUGUUGCGGCUCCCAGAGGUGCCGUGGUUGGGCUCCCCAAAGGGAGACAUUUACAGCUUUGCCAUUCUGAUGAGGGAGCUGAUCCACCAGCAGGACUGCGGGCCUUUCGAUGACCUUGAUGAGGCACCAAAAGAGAUCAUCAGCCAAAUCAAAGAGCCCACAGCCUCAGUUCCACUUUGACCUUCCCUGGCAGAGGAGAAGUGCUGCAGUAAAAAGAUCGUGGUCAUGGUGAGGGCGUGUUGGGAUGUCUCCAGAGAAAAGGCCCACUUUCGCUUCCAUCAAGAAAUUUUACGUGAAGCCUGUCCCAAAGGCCAUGUGAACAUACUAGACAAUAUGAUGAGCAAGCUGGAAGCAUAUGCCAAUCACCUGGAGGAGGUGGUGGAAGAGAGGACCAAUUAGCUGAUGGCAGAGAAGAGGAAGGUGGAUAAGCUUCUGUCCACAAUGCUGCCCAGCUUCACUGGAGAACAGCUCAGAGCUGGAAGUUCCGUGGAACCAGAAAAUUUUAAGUCCGUGACAAUCUUUUUCUCUGACAUUGUUGGAUUCACAAAACUGUGUUCUCUCAGCUCCCCCUUGCAAGUUGUAAAGCUCCUUAAUGACCUGUACAGUUUAUUCGAUCACAUCAUUAAAACUUAUGAUGUGUAUAAGGUUGAAACCAUUGGAGAUGCAUACAUGGUGGCUAGUAGACUUCCCAUCCACAAUGGAACCCAACAUGUGGGAGAGAUUGCCACAAUGUCCUUGCAGUUUCUCAGAGCCAACAUUCACUUCCAGAUUGGGCACAUGCCUGAAGAGAAGCUCAAGCUUCGAAUUGGCCUCCACACAGGCCCUGUGGUGGCUGGCGUGCUGGGAGUCACCAUGCCUAGAUACUGUCUGUUUGGAGACACUGUGAACGUGGCAUCCGGAAUGGAAAGUAGCAGUUUGUCUCUCCGGAUUCACGUCUCUCAGAGCACUGCAGGUGCCCUGCUGGCGCUGGGAGGGUAUGAUCUGCAGAAGAGAGGCACCACUCCAGUCAAGGGGAAAGGAGAACAAACAACUUUCUGGUUGAAAGGCAAAGCAGGCUUCACUAUUCCACUCCCUGAAUUUACUGAGAAAGAAGCUAAAUUCCCAGAGAUCUUCUGAGGUUUGAGCAAAACUAUUGUGUUCCUCUCUGAUUCCCAUAUCAUCGUUUGAAAGAUUGGACCCCCUACCUGGUGGCUCUGCCCUGG